CAACAAAUACACAAGCCCUGAAGCAAAACAAAUCAAUAUUUUAUUACCUUUUGAAGCAAAAGCUAGGGUUUUUUUCUCUUCUUGAAAAUGCCAUUGAAGAAGAUGACCAAAGAAGAUGAUUGUUGUUUAUUCGCUGAAGAAUACGAUGGUCCUCCAUUAUCAUACAAUAUUCCUUGUGCUGUUCCGAUUAACGUUGAGAAAAUCCCCGUCGCCGCCGUUGUUUCUCCGGUUUGUAUUUCUGAUAACAUGUCUUUCCCUGUGAUUCAACCGAUUUUAGCUGUGGAGAGUAGUAAGAAGUUUCUGAGAGAUUCGGUUUCUCCUACUUCUGUUAUUGCUAAUUGUGGAUCUAAUGAGCUUGAAUUGGUUUCUGAUUCAAUCACUGUUUCGCCUACUUCGGUUAUUGAGCAUACGGAGGAAGAAGAAGGUGGUGAUGGUGAGGAUUGUGGAAUAAGUAGCUCUGGAGAGUUAUUGUUGAGGUCUUGUUCUGUUAGUUUUGAUCAAUCUAGGGUUAGUUGUUCAGUGAAAGAGAGCUUAGAUUUGAAUGAAUCGUCGAACCCGUUAGUACCGGAUUGGGAAUCGAAUGAGUCGGUUUUGAGUAUGGAUUAUCCGUCUUCUCGGGUUACUGGCGAUUGUGUUAGUGAAAGUAAUGGAGAUGGUAAGAAGCAACCAGUUGUUACUUUCUUAGGUAUUGCUUCUGAUGAUGGAUUUGAGGAGGAGGAGAGUUGUAACCAGAAGCGGGUUCGGGUUGUACCGGUUAAGAAACAGCCUCAGACGAAAGGUAAAAAGGGGUCUUGUUAUCGGUGUUUUAAAGGAAGUCGGUUUACGGAGAAGGAAGUGUGUCUUGUUUGUGAUGCUAAGUAUUGUAGCAGCUGUGUGCUUCGAGCUAUGGGUUCUAUGCCUGAAGGAAGGAAAUGUGUUACUUGUAUUGGGUUUCCGAUUGAUGAAUCGAAGCGAGGGAAUUUAGGGAAAUGCUCAAGGAUGCUUAAGAGGCUGCUUAAUGAUUUGGAGGUUAAACAGAUUAUGAAGACUGAGAGGUUUUGUGAAGCUAAUCAAUUACCGGCCGAGUAUGUGUAUGUUAAUGGACAACCUCUCUACCCUGAAGAGCUGGUUACACUUCAGACUUGCUCUAAUCCUCCGAAGAAGCUGAAACCGGGGGACUAUUGGUAUGAUAAAGUGUCUGGACUUUGGGGAAAGGAAGGAGAGAAGCCUUAUCAGAUUAUUAGUCCUCAUCUGAAUGUUGGUGGUCCUAUUAGUCCAGAAGCUAGCAACGGAAACACUCAAGUUUUCAUAAACGGACGCGAGAUUACAAAAGUGGAGCUACGAAUGCUGCAGUUGGCAGGAGUUCAAUGUGCGGGUAACCCUCAUUUUUGGGUUAACGAAGAUGGAUCGUAUCAAGAAGAAGGACAGAAGAAUACCAAAGGAUACAUAUGGGGCAAGGCUGGGACCAAGUUACUAUGUGCUGUAUUGUCACUUCCUGUACCAUCAAAAUCUACCGCGAAUGCUUCUGGGGAACAACUCUUUAGCGCAAAUAGUAGAAGCAUUCUGGACCAUCUUGAGCAUAGGACUUUACAAAAAAUCCUUUUGGUUGGAAACAGAGGUUCUGGAACUAGUACCAUAUUCAAGCAGGCAAAGAUCCUUUAUAAGGAUGUGCCAUUCUUGGAAGAUGAGCGUGAAAAUAUAAAGGUGAUAAUCCAGACCAAUGUGUAUGGUUAUCUCGGUAUGCUUCUUGAGGGCCGGGAGCGGUUUGAAGAAGAAGCUCUUGCUGUCAGGAAUACGAAGCAGUGUGUCAUUGAAGAUAUUCCUGCAGAUGAAGAAGAUGCUAUAAGCAACAAGAAAACCAUGUACUCCAUUGGCCCAAGGCUUAAAGCAUUUUCUGAUUGGCUAUUAAAGACUAUGGCUGCUGGAAAUCUUGGGGUCAUUUUCCCUGCAGCUUCUCGUGAGUAUGCGCCACUGGUUGAGGAGUUAUGGAAAGAUGCAGCAAUCCAAGCUACAUACAAGCGAAGAAGUGAGCUAGGUCUCCUUCCGAGUGUUGCUAGUUACUUCUUGGAACGGGCUAUUGACGUGUUGACACCAGAUUACGAGCCAUCGGAUUUGGAUAUAUUAUAUGCAGAAGGAGUCACUUCGUCCAGUGGUCUAGCAUGUCUCGAUUUCUCAUUUCCACAGACUGCAUCCGAAGAGAAUCUUGAUCCUUCCGAUCACCAUGAUUCCUUGCUCAGGUACCAGUUAAUUAGAGUACCCUCGAGAGGCCUCGGGGAAAACUGCAAGUGGAUAGAUAUGUUUGAAGACGUCGGGAUGGUUGUGUUUGUUGUUUCCAUGAGUGACUAUGACCAGGUUUCAGAAGAUGGAACCAACAAGAUGUUACUCACAAAGAAACUCUUUGAAAGCAUUAUCACUCAUCCCAUCUUUGAGAACAUGGACUUCCUCUUAAUACUCAACAAGUACGAUCUCUUGGAAGAAAAAGUAGAACGUGUUCCUCUGUCACGCUGCGAGUGGUUCCAAGACUUCAAUCCUGUGGUCAGUCGUCACCGUGGUUCCAACAACGGUAACCCCACUUUGGGUCAGCUCGCCUUCCACUUCAUGGCGGUUAAGUUCAAGCGGUUUUACUCUUCCUUGACCGGGAAAAAGCUGUUUGUUUCUUCAAGCAAGAGUUUAGACCCAAACAGUGUCGAUUCGUCGCUCAAGUUAGCUAUGGAGAUUCUGAAAUGGAGCGAGGAGAGAACAAACAUCUGCUUGAGUGAAUACUCAAUGUACAGCACUGAGCCAAGUUCCUUCUCAAAUUGAUUGAUGUUUUCUAAUGUAAAUUGUAACAACUUUCUUGUGUAUAGAUUUGCCACGUAGAGUUUUAACAAAGUACUUACGCAUCA
Arabidopsis arenosa is the source of this 2864-nucleotide messenger RNA. Lineage: Eukaryota; Viridiplantae; Streptophyta; Magnoliopsida; Brassicales; Brassicaceae. The record is from the annotation of a GenBank genome assembly.